GGCGGCGCGGGCUGCGGGCGGCGGCGGCCAUGGCGCGGCGGCGGCCCUGCUGAGGCCGCCAGCUCCGCGCGCCAGGAGGCGGCCGCGCGAGGCGGCCCGGGCCGGGCGGCAGCAUGCGGAGCGGCGAGGAGCUGGACGGCUUCGAGGGCGAGGCCUCGAGCACCUCCAUGAUCUCGGGCGCCAGCAGCCCGUACCAGCCCACCACCGAGCCGGUGAGCCAGCGCCGCGGGCUGGCGGGCCUGCGCUGCGACCCCGACUACCUGCGCGGCACGCUCGGCUGCCUCAAGGUCGCCCAAGUGGUUCUAGCCCUGACUGCAUUCAUCUGCAUCGAGACCAUCCUGGAGUGCUCCCCGUGUGAAGGCCUCUACUUCUUUGAGUUUGUGAGCUGCAGUGCGUUCGUGGUGACGGGCGUCCUGCUGAUCCUGUUUAGUCUCAACCUGCACAUGAGGAUCCCGCAGAUCAACUGGAACCUGACUGAUUUGGUCAACACUGGACUGAGCACUUUCUUUUUCUUUAUUGCUUCAAUAGUCCUGGCUGCUUUAAACCACAAAACUGGAGCAGAAAUUGCUGCCGUGAUUUUUGGCUUCUUGGCCACGGCAGUAUAUGCAGUGAACACCUUCCUGGCGGUGCAGAAAUGGAGAGUCAGCCUCCGGCAGCAGAGCGCCAGCGACUACAUCCGAGCCCGCACUGAGUCCAGGGACAUGGACGGUCGGCCUGAGAUCCAGCGCCUGGACACGUGAGGCGCUGCCGGGGCCGCCUCCCACGCUCGCCCCGGCCCUCCUCGCACUCGUGUCUCCCCGCCCUCGUCCUGCCGGAGUUGCGUGUGACUCAGUUACAUUUUGUCCUCUUGGGAGCAGUCUUUCUGGAGAACGGGUCUUCGGAGUGGCCCUGGGGCUGGCUCUGGGAGGCCGCGAAGCCCCGUGAAGCCC
Messenger RNA from Sorex fumeus (smoky shrew), 929 nucleotides. It is a transcript of the gene CMTM4, whose product is annotated as CKLF like MARVEL transmembrane domain containing 4. NCBI's taxonomy places the organism in Eukaryota, Metazoa, Chordata, Mammalia, Eulipotyphla, Soricidae. Gene Ontology annotation, cellular component: membrane. The transcript has 4 exons. The coding region runs from base 114 to 740 and encodes 208 amino acids. The record is from RefSeq and is a predicted model, not a curated record.